GUUGUGCCGGGCCUCCGGACGCCAGCGCCUGGCUUGGCCGCGCCCGCAGACGCUCAGACCGCGCGCCCUGAUCUACGGUAUCUGGAACUCUCAGAACUGAAUUCGGACAAGACCCUCUACCCCCCAACCAUGGCCGCUAAAAGCCCUCUGCAGAGCCUCCAGGAGGAGGCUACCUGCUCUGUCUGCUUGGACUUCUUCAUCGAACCCAUCAUGCUGCUGCCCUGCAGCCACAACUUUUGUCGCCGCUGCCUCGACUACUGCCCUGCCGAUGCCACCACCGGGACCAGGUCUUGUCCCCAGUGCCGUUCGCCCUUCCCCCCCGACAGUUUCCGCCCCAACUGCCACUUGGCCAACGUGGUGGAAGCCAUCAAGAAGCUGAUAGCGCUGGAGGAGCGCAGCCGCACACCCCGCGGGAGGCUUUCUGGCCGGGAUGGGACCGUCCCCAGUGCCAGCCGUGCCGAAGGCCGAAGCCGCUCCCUGGUGCCCCUGGAAGAGGCUGUGUCUGAGUGUGAGCCGCCACGCCACUACCACGCUCAGCACCGCCAGAAAGGGAACCAGAUCCAAUCUGAACAGGGGUCACCCGGAAGAAUGCCGGACAGCAGCGACGCGGAGGAGGAAUUUUACGGAGGAGGAAAAUCUCUCCAAGCAAGACCCUUGUUUAAAACAGAAACCAUCAAAGGAAAGAAAGGCAAAGGUGCCACGACCUCACAAAGCCCGCUAGCCGCCUGGAGGAAACGCUGUGAGUUAAGGGAGACUUUCUCCCGUGCGCCACAUGAGUCAGUGACUGACUAUGUCUGCCGUGUGGUGGACAACAGGGCUCAGUUCGGAAGGAGUUCUCCCGCAGCAGGAGAUGCCAGACUGCCAGAUAUCGCAGACGCCCUGUAUGCCAGGUUUGCUUUCGAAUCGGCAAAUCUAAGGAAAGCUAUGACGGCAACGGCGAAUGAGCCUUUAGAGCAGGUAAAUGUUAGAUCAGCUAAUAUAAUCGUGUCUCUCUACGAAGCUUUUAAAGAUGUCGAGGGAGUUAACAAAGAAAGCUUUUUUGAUCUGGGUGUUGGCGUGUUCAGGUCUCAAGUUGAGGUUGAGGCUUGGAAGUCAGAGGUUAAAAAGCUGAACGCAGAGAAUGCCCGGCAAGAAGUACAAUUGCUGAAGGCGCAGCAAGAAAUUAAGUCGCUGCAGAGGGAGAGAGAGGCAAUGUUGAAAGACACUAUCAGGCAAAGCUUGAGUUUUCGCGCAGAGGCCGCUGUGGCUGAAGACAGGAUGAGAGUUGUGGAGGAAAAGUUAGAUAAAGUGCUUAGCCGAAUGUCGCGGUCCAGAAGCAGUUCGCGGGGAAGUACCCCGCAGAUGCAAUCGGCCGUUAGCUCCCGCGCGGACACACCGCAGCCGCGGUCGCGUAUCGGGUCUCGGACAGAAACUCCUCAGCCCUCGACCCGAACCCGGGAGUCAACCGGUUACUUGAGCUUGCCAGCUUUUACCCCGAUACAUCCUGAGAAGUCACAGCAGCCCGUGGUUCGUCAGAAAGAGCCGGGGGCUCAUUGGGGUUCGGCAUCUUCCUUUGCCACUGAAUCCCCAACCAGCGGCAGAGCUGCCCCUGUUGCCGCACAAGCCAUGCGGCUCGACACCGUGCCCUCGGGAGGUGCCCAGACAGCCUACCUCGCCAACGCUGGUCCAGCCAGCCGCCGCUUUGCCUUCGUCGCCACUGGCGCCGCUUCAACCGCAGGUGCCGGCAGUGCCGUUACUAGCAAUAACGGAGCCGAUAGCCCAGACACAGCCGCCAUCUUCCCAGCCAUCUCCACAACAACCGCCAUCUUCUCAACCGCCACGCCCCGAGCAGCCAGCGCUGAGCAGCAUGCCUGCGCGGCGCCACGCCGCGUCGCAGACUGCAGCUACGUCUGUUGA
Messenger RNA from Pogoniulus pusillus (Red-fronted tinkerbird), 1896 nucleotides. RefSeq lists its product as uncharacterized. The transcript is spliced from 5 exons. The coding region runs from base 130 to 1896 and encodes 588 amino acids. Gene Ontology annotation, molecular function: ubiquitin protein ligase activity. NCBI's taxonomy places the organism in Eukaryota, Metazoa, Chordata, Aves, Piciformes, Lybiidae. Gene Ontology annotation, cellular component: cytoplasm. The record is from RefSeq and is a predicted model, not a curated record. Gene Ontology annotation, biological process: protein ubiquitination.